AUGGCUGCCAUCAAAGCCCUGGAGCAGUGGUGUAAAAUGCAGUGUGAAGGCUACCGAGAUGUGGCCAUCACUAACAUGACGACCUCAUUCAGGAACGGACUGGCUUUUUGUGCGCUUAUACACAAGUACAGACCGGACUUGAUAGACUAUGACUCACUCAGAAAGGAGGAUGUGUUCGAGAACAACAGACUGGCUUUUCAGGUCGCGGAAGAGAAGUUGGGGAUACCGGCUUUGUUGGAUGCAGAAGACAUGGUGGCUUUAAGGAUCCCAGACAGGCUGAGCAUUCUCACCUACGUCUCCCAGUACUACAACUACUUCAAGGGGCGGCCUCCGAUGGGAGGUGUAAAAAGGCCAGCAGAGGGCUCCAAGGAGGAGCCAUCAGAGAAGAAAAAUCUCCCAGUGGUUGCCAAGACCUUUGUGUCUAAAACCGCCAUCGAGAACCGUCUACCUUCCACUCUCAAGAAGGCGGUUUUGGCAGAAAAUGCCAACAAAAGCGGGACUCUCAAUAGCAAAUGUGUUGCAUGCAAGAGCCACGUUCAUCUGGUUCAGAGGCACCUUGUGGACGGGAAGCUCUAUCACAGAAGCUGUUUCAAAUGCAGCGAAUGCUCCAGCGUGCUUCAUGCGGGAGGCUACAAACCUGGGAAGAGUCCAGACACUUUUAUCUGUAACGCCCACCAGAACAGUUGUAAACCAUCUUCCUCCGAGGCUGGGAUCAAAAACGGACCCGCCAGUUCAGCUGUACGAAUAAAUGGUGCCAGCCAGACCCAGCCUGCACCCCGCCCCUCUUCCGUGCUGUCAGCCCCGCUGAAUGUUGUUCUGAAGCCAGUCAAUCCUCCUUCACCUUCCCAGUCCUGGACGGUCUCAGCCCAGAAGACUCAGGCAGCCCGGCAGAGGUUUUUCCAGACUGCCAAGCCAGUCACAGAGGCCGCAGCAGACAACAGGCAGCCCACAGAGCCCUCGAGUGUUUUAGGAAGGGCAAAGGCCCCACUGAGUCCUAAUGAUGAGAAGAACAGAGCCAGGACUACAAUUGGAAAGAAACUAGCAGAAGAAAACCGCAACAAUAACAACAAACGCCCGUUCACCAUCCGCUCAGCAGAAAGACGAUUUGGAGAUGAGCCAAGUUCAGCUGACAGCCCCGGUCUCAGAAAGGAUAAAUGCAGCCAAGGCCCAGCAGGAAACUGGGCAAGACAGCCUUCAACCAGCCAGACAAACAAUAAGGAAUUGCCAUGUCUGAAGGCCGUCAACAUAGACAACACAAGGCCAACAACUGUACACACAACAGCCAAAGAUCCAGUCUGCCUAGAGGGACAGUCAAAGCUCAGAGCUGCGAGAACCGAGCUAGGUCUGAAAGAUGCUGAAGCUGAAGCCUCCACUGAGCAACAUAAGCCUCGAUUCAUGUCCUCAAAUGCCUCCGUCAUUACAACAAGGCCUCCGUCGUCCCCACCACCUGCAGCACCUCCAGUCAGCGUUGCUCUGUUUGAUCCCACGCAUUUUGUGGAUGUCUCUCCGCAGAAACCUCUGCCUGCCUCUGGAAACCUCGGUUUUAAACAUGGGAGUCGCUCGCCUGUGAAAUCCCCACCCAGACGACCAGCUGUGGAAUCUAUUAGCUUCUCAACCACUGCUCCAGCCAAUCACGGAAAUCCGCCAGGCGCUAAAAAGGGAAAGUAUUUGUCACCCACCAACGCCUCCAGGACUGAAAUGAGGUCACCCUCUGUGAAGUCUUAUCACAUCCCGGUGGAGCAGAUUGAGACGGAGCUGAAUGAUAUUGAGACAAACUUGGCUCAGUUGGAGAAGGAGGGUGUGGAGCUGGAAAAGAAGCUGCGCAGCUGUGAAGAAGAGGGAGAGGGAGACGUACUGAUGGACCCACUGAUGGUCGACUGGUUCAACCUGAUUCGAAGGAAGCAGAUGUACAUUAGGAAGGAGUCGGAGCUUGUGUACACAGCCAGGACUCAGGAGCUGGAGCAGCAGCAGCCAGGUGUGGAGGGGGAACUUCGCAGGCUGCUGGAGAAGCCAGAUCAUUUAAAGUCCAGAGAGGAGCAACAGCGGGAGACGUUUUUGAUGCACAGGCUGAUGGAGAUUGUGGACGGCAGAAAUGCGAUUGUGGAGGGUCUGGAUGAAGACAGGCUGAGGGAAGUGGAGGAGGAUCAGCAGCUGAAUGAAAUGAUGAAAAACCUUGGAGUAAAGAAAGCCAAAAAUAAGAGGAAAUCCUCCAUCUCGAAACUGUUCAGACGAAGAAGUAAAAGACGAGUGGAAUGAUGGAUUUUUUUUUUCUACUAAACUUUGUUAUUUUAUUAAUGUAUUAAUAUUCCUUAUAUUAAAUUCUAAGCUUUUUAUAUUUAAAUGCUGCAGUAGAUGGUGUGCUAAUGAGAAGGCAAAGGAAAAGGUGUCGAAUGAGGAAGCAUAAUGUUUUUAAUUCAAAUUAGAUGUUCAUCUGAAAUUUUGGUUCAAGAUUCACCUUCAGUUCUUAGUUUGGUGGUAUUUAAGUGGGGUGAGAAAUUUCUCUGUAGGUUAUGACUCAGUCUUUACUUUUUUUCACA
Seriola dumerili (greater amberjack) is the source of this 2537-nucleotide messenger RNA. It is a transcript of the gene micall2a, whose product is annotated as MICAL like 2. The record is from RefSeq and is a predicted model, not a curated record. The coding region runs from base 1 to 2256 and encodes 751 amino acids. Lineage: Eukaryota; Metazoa; Chordata; Actinopteri; Carangiformes; Carangidae. Gene Ontology annotation, molecular function: protein binding. The transcript has 17 exons.